This is a messenger RNA of Hevea brasiliensis (rubber tree), 1590 nucleotides long. RefSeq lists its product as uncharacterized. The transcript has 3 exons. Gene Ontology annotation, molecular function: DNA binding. Bases 1 to 1590 code for a protein of 529 amino acids. The record is from RefSeq and is a predicted model, not a curated record. NCBI's taxonomy places the organism in Eukaryota, Viridiplantae, Streptophyta, Magnoliopsida, Malpighiales, Euphorbiaceae.
AUGGGUGAUAAGAAUAAUACAUCUGGAUCUUCUGCUAGUAGUAGAAGAACGGACCCAGGAUGGGCACAUGUAAUUCAAGUUAGUGAAAACAAUACCAAUGAUCUUCAAUGCAUGUACUGUAUGAAAGUUUAUAAAGGAGGAAUUAAUAGAAUCAAGCAACAUCUUGCUGGAGGUUACAAAAAUGUAAUUCGGUGUCCAAAAUGUCCAGAAGAUGUAAGGAAUCAAAUGCAGGAAUUCAUUGCUAAAAAAAGAGAGCAAAAAUCAAUUAUGAAUAUGGAAAGACCACCUGAAUUUGAUGAUGUUGAAGUACUGGGAUUAGAUGAAAAUGAGGAAGAGGAAGAGUUGAUGCAAGAAAUUGGCAGUGAAAGAAGAAGGCAAGUACUGGAAGUUACAGGUACUAGUGCUUUUAAAAAAUUAAAAGUUUUACCACCACAAAGUAGUAGAGGGCCUAUUGACUGUUAUUUUUCCUCUAGACCUGCUGUUUUGGGAAAAAAUAUGAGGCAAAUUACCAUUGAUGAAAAUAGUCCAGCUAAAAAGGAGUUAAGGGAGUGUGCUUGUGUUGCCAUAGCACGAUGGAUGUAUGAUGUGGGAAUAGCUUUUAAUGCUGUGAAUUAUGAUAGCUUUGGGGAAAUGAUUCGAGCAAUUGGAAAUUAUGGGAAAGAAAUGAAACCUCCAAGUUUUCAUGAGGUUAGAGUUCGGUUACUUAAUAAAGAAGUGCAAAUCAUAAAUGAUCUUCUCGAGUCUCAUAAAGAAGAAUGGGAAAAUUAUGGAUGUACAUUGAUGUGUGAUGGAUGGACAGAUAGAAAAGGGAGAACCUUGAUUAAUUUCUUGGCUAAUAGUCCAAAGGGAAGUGUAUUUAUUAAAUCAGUUGAUGCAAGUGAUGAAUCAAAGACAUCGGCAUUGUUGGCUAGUUUGAUUGAGAAAGAAUUGAUGGAAAUUGGUCCUGAAAAAGUAGUUCAAGUUGUUACAGAUAAUGCAUCAAAUAAUGUUGCAGCAGGGAGAAUAUUGGAAGCAAAUUUUUCUCAUCUAUACUGGACUCCAUGUGCAGCUCAUUGUAUAGAUUUGAUGUUGGAGGAUAUCUUUAAGAUCCGUGUUUUCAAAGAAACAUUCCGCAUAGCUGUUGAGCUUACUGGUUUCACAUAUGGCUCUUCAGGAGUUCUAAAUAUGUUGCGGAAGUUUACUAAUGGAAUAGAAUUGCUAAGGCCAGGGCAAACUAGAUUUGCUACUGCUUUUAUUACACUGGGAAGGAUUCAUCUUCAGAAAGCCAACAUUAGAAAAAUGUUUACUUUGGAAAGUUGGACAACUAGUAAAUGGGCUAAAGAGGUGAAAGGCAAAAAGUGUGAAAGGACGGUUUUGAGUCCUGCCUUCUGGAAUCAUGUUGUUUAUGCUCUUAAGGUUUCCGGUCCUCUUGUUCGUGUGCUUCGACUUGUUGAUAAUGAAAAAAAACCAACUAUGGGAUAUAUUUAUGAAGCCAUGGAUAGGGCUAAAGAAGCCAUUGCCAACUCACUCAAUGGCAAUGAAGAGAAAUACAAUAGCAUUUUUGAGAUUAUUGAUGCGAGAUGGUCACUUCAAUUGCAUCAUGAGAAUUGA